UAAUACUAAAACAUGGAAAAUAAAGUAGAAGAAAUCCCUGAACCAAAGAUAGUUGAAAUAAAUGAUGAACAGGAAGAAAAUAAAGUAGAAGAACUAAACGAUAGCGAUACAGACUCUUUUCAUAGUGCUAAAGAAACAUUUGAGGAAGAACAGAAAGAUGAUAAAUCUGACUCAGAUCCAGCUCCCCCUGCUGUAGACGGAACAAAAGAAACAGAAGACAUUCCUAUAGUUGAGAAUAAGGAAAGUGAUAUGGUAAAAGCUCAAGAUUAUAAAGUUCAAGGAAAUGAAAUGUACAAAGCUGAAGAGUAUUUAGAAGCCCUCGAUUUCUACAAUAAAGCUAUAUAUUACUGCCCUGACGAAGAUGAAACACAACUUGCCAUAUUUUACCAUAACAAAGGGAUGACUCUGUGCAAGAUGGGUAGAAAUGAUGAAGCCUUAAAAGCAUUUGAAUGAGCUAUCAAUCAUAACAAAGAUUAUCUGAAAGCAAGGUGGCAUAAAUUAAGACUACACAAAGAGAAAGAGGAAUACACUGAAGCUAAGGAAGAAGCCAAAAUCAUUUUUGAAAAGAAUCCCAAAUUUAAUCACAUCGCAAAAGAAAUGCAAGAGCUUGAAAAAUUGGAAAAGGAAAAACUUGAUAAAAUGAAAGACGAGGUUUUAGGCAAUCUAAAAUCUCUUGGUAAUUCAAUCCUGGGUAAAUUUGGGAUGAGUCUAGAUAACUUUAAGCUCAACCAAAAUUCGGAUGGGACCUACAAUGUGUCUAUGGGCCAAUAGUUCUAAAAUAUUCUCAAAAGUUCUU
Molecule: messenger RNA, 796 nt
Organism: Moneuplotes crassus
Lineage: Eukaryota; Ciliophora; Spirotrichea; Euplotida; Euplotidae
Source: the annotation of a GenBank genome assembly